Messenger RNA from Mesorhabditis spiculigera, 870 nucleotides. The record is from the annotation of a GenBank genome assembly. Lineage: Eukaryota; Metazoa; Nematoda; Chromadorea; Rhabditida; Rhabditidae.
AUGGAACGGCAGCCAGCGCUUGGCCACCAUGAGGGCGGCAUUGAAAUUUUGCAUAAUUGUGUGCUGGCCGAAACCAACUUCAGCCACCGGAAAUGGAAGAAAAUUUUCAUUGUUGUGGAAGUGAUCGGUUUUGUGCUAUGCAUCAUUUCACUUGGGAUCUGCAUUCUCGGGUUCAUUGGAGUUGCCGCCAGUGACAUCAAAAGGAGCAAGGGCUCGGAACCGACAGCUGACGAAGUCGCGAUCGCGAUCCUGGUGGCGUACACCCUUUGCGCCAUUGGGGAGGCCAUUUGCUGCGGCAUCGCCCUCCUUGGUGUCGGCACCAAAUCGCCGGCCCUGCUGUGGAUCUUCCUUUUCUUCAAGAUUUUCGACAUUAUCGGCUGGAUUUACAUCUUUAUCGGCGCGCCAAAGUGGCACCAUAAGGCGACAGCUGUCUUCUACGCCAUCUUUACGCUCCCCGAGGUCUUCCUGGCGUAUACGAAUCGAUUAUUCCUCCUCGUCGAAGUAAUCAGCUUUCUUGGCGCAGUGAGCCUGACUGGUGAUUUACUAUACAGGUUUGGCUGGGUAUAUCUGGCGGAAACGUUCAGCAAACAAGACCGCCUCUUGCUCGUGAUUUUCGCAGUCAUGGCCAUGUACGGAAACGCUAUUUUCGUAGUGAUGAAGCUCGUCGGGGUCUCCAAGAAGUACCCUGAGCCGCUGACCAUAUUUUUCGUUGUUGGGACAUUGCAAAUCUCCUUUUGGACGUGGUUGCUCAGCGAGGCGAAAUCGGAGUGGGGCUUCAGGACUUCCGUUUUCAACACCCUAAUAUUAUUCCCGGAGCUGCUGCUAACUGGUAUCAAUCUGAAAGCCAUGCUGGAAUGCCCGAGAUGCUAU